Molecule: messenger RNA, 2185 nt
Organism: Malus domestica (apple)
Lineage: Eukaryota; Viridiplantae; Streptophyta; Magnoliopsida; Rosales; Rosaceae
Product: abscisic acid 8'-hydroxylase CYP707A2
Biological process (GO): sterol metabolic process; abscisic acid metabolic process
Molecular function (GO): (+)-abscisic acid 8'-hydroxylase activity; heme binding; iron ion binding
Source: RefSeq, a predicted model, not a curated record
UUCACAACACUACUGGUUGUUUUCGUCCCUCUUCUUCUGCUGCUGCUGCUGCUUAAUGGUUUUGUAGUUACCAGUCAGUCAGUUCACUACAAUUUAAUUCAUUUCAAUUCCAAGAAAAACAAGAAAUAUAAUGGAGCUGAAUCUCCUAAACUCCAUGUUUUGCAUCUUUGCCUUUGUUGUUUUAUUCCUCUUUGUCAUCAAUUCCCUCAUCACCAAGCUCUUCACUCCGGUUCGCCGGAAAAUCCCACUUCCACCGGGUUCCUUGGGCUGGCCUUACAUUGGAGAAACCUUCCAACUCUACUCUCAAAACCCAAAUGUCUUCUUUGCCUCAAAACAAAAGAGGUUUGGGUCAAUCUUCAAAACCCACAUCUUGGGUUGUCCAUGUGUGAUGAUUUCGAGCCCGGAAGCGGCGAAAUUCGUGCUUUCUCGAGCCCAUCUGUUCAAGCCAACUUUUCCGGCAAGCAAAGAGAGGAUGUUGGGGAAAGAAGCCAUCUUUUUCCACCAAGGAGAUUAUCAUGCCAAAUUGAGAAAGCUUGUCCUUCGUGCCUUCAUGCCGGAAGCCGUCAGAAGUAUCAUCCCUGACAUUGAAUCCAUUGCCAAAGACUCUCUCAAGUCCUGCCAAGGCCGCUUGAUCAACACCUUCCAAGAAAUGAAAACGUUCACAUUCAAUGUUGCACUCCUUUCUAUAUUUGGAAAGGAUGAGAUUCUGUACAGAGAGGAUCUGAAGAGGUGUUACUACAUUCUUGAGAAGGGAUACAAUUCAAUGCCCAUUAAUCUUCCAGGCACACUGUUUCACAAGUCAAUGAAAGCAAGGAAGGAGCUUGCUCAGAUCUUGGCCAAAAUUAUAUCUAAAAGGAGGCAAAGGAUGCAGGUGGAGGAGGAGGAGCAUAAGGAUCUUCUCGGAUCAUUCAUGGGUGACAACAAAGGCCUCACAGACCAACAAAUCGCCGACAACGUAAUUGGUGUCAUCUUCGCUGCCCGUGACACCACGGCCAGCGUCUUGACUUGGAUUGUCAAGUACCUUGGGGAAAACCCAAGUGUGCUUCAAGCUGUCACUGAUGAGCAAGAAGCAAUAGUAAGGUCAAAAGAAGAGGAAGAGGAUAAAGUUCUUAGUUGGGCAGAUACCAAAAAGAUGCCCAUGACUUGUAGAGUUAUUCAGGAGACACUUAGAGUUGCUUCCAUUUUAUCUUUUACUUUCAGGGAAGCUGUGGAGCAUGUUGAAUAUGAAGGUUAUCUGAUACCAAAAGGGUGGAAAGUAUUACCACUUUUCAGAAAUAUUCACCACAGCCCAGAAAUCUUUCCUGACCCUGACAAGUUUGAUCCUUCCAGAUUUGAGGUUGCUCCAAAACCCAAUACAUACAUGCCAUUUGGCAGCGGGAACCACUCAUGUCCAGGGAAUGAAUUGGCCAAGCUGGAGAUUUUGGUCUUUCUACACCACCUAACAACAAAGUACAGAUGGUCUAUUGUUGGUGCACAAACUGGCAUACAGUAUGGCCCUUUUGCUCUUCCCCAAAAUGGCCUGCCCAUCAGAUUAUCUCCUAAAACUAUCAUAUAACCCCAUAAUACUCCCAAAACAGUCCGAGUCCCCAACUUUCAGAUCCUGACCCUUCUGGCUGCGACCUGACAAACAAAUCAAGAAAUAUACAUUUCACGCACGAGAGAGAGAGAGAGAGCGCGCGCGCUAGACACAAAUCUUAUGCAUGAAGAAACCCACCACCCCAAAGUCCAAUUCCUUUUUCGCAAAAGGAGAGAUGCGAACGCAAAAUAAACAAGUGUGAGGGAAACAAAUUAUUCAUACAUCCCCAUCACCUCGUCUGCCCAAUUUAUAUCUCAGUAUACUUAAAGCCACCGUAUAUUAUGACCACGCUCCGAAAACACCCAAAAGUCAGAGAGGUCAAGAUACAGGAAAUUAAACAUGCUGCUGCAGAGGAAGCCGAGUGUACAAAGAAGAGUAUUCAUAUACCAAAACAUGAUAUGCAAGCCAUAUCAUGUUUUUUUUUUCCUUUUCUUUUUCUUUUUGGCAUGCAAGAGAUCAUGAAGAGGAAAAUUCCUCACCCAAUGUGACAAUUGUAUUUAAGUAGGUAGGUGUAUUCUAAUUUCACAAUAUUUUUCUUCUUUUUAAAAUAAUGUAAAGAGCCGCAAGGCAGAAAUGAGAUUCAAAUGAAUGGAAAUUUUGUUCUGUAUA